Molecule: messenger RNA, 3557 nt
Organism: Drosophila grimshawi
Lineage: Eukaryota; Metazoa; Arthropoda; Insecta; Diptera; Drosophilidae
Gene: Gli
Product: acetylcholinesterase
Exons: 8
Coding region: 144-3008 (954 amino acids)
Cellular component (GO): septate junction; tricellular tight junction; cell surface
Source: RefSeq, a predicted model, not a curated record
AGUUUGGUUGUAGCGUUCGUGAGCGUCGGUUGGACGAGAAUAAAAGCUGCGCGCGUCUUCUACAAAAUUCACUCAGGUGUGUGAGUCAAUGCAACUACAACUGUUGGUAACAAAAGCGUCGCUGCUCACGUAAGCCAGCUACAAUGUCACAGAAAUUUAAAUAUCGUGACAAAUUCGAAUGUCUAUCGGGCAUUUUAAUGGUUCUUUUGGUGCUCCAACCGCUGCUGCCUCACAUUGAUGCACAAACGCGGGAUCCGCGAUUCUAUUCGCGUGUCGGUGUCGACUAUCAAUGGCCCAAUCCCGGCGAUCCCGAAUAUAGGACUUACACGUUCAAUGAUCGUCGUUAUGGCCAUUACCAGCCGAAUGGCUAUGGCGCCAAUUAUCCUGGCCGGAAUCCACCUGGACAAUAUCCGCAGGGCAUGCCCAAUGAGGAUCGCUUUCGCUUCGAUCCGAAUGAUCCAAAUGCACGCACCCAAUUUCCGGGCGUCUUGGCCGGCUGGCGAGAGGAUUUGCAGGGCAAACAGAGACGCGAUUCGCUGACAUUGGAACGCGAUGUAUUCGUCACAACGAACUAUGGCCAGGUGCAGGGCUUCAAGGUCUAUAUGUAUGAUAAUCCCGAUCCAAAAUCGUUCUAUCGACCCUACCACUCCACGGUGGAUCGCGUAAUGGGCGAAUGCUCAACAUUUUUGGGCAUACCCUAUGCCCUGCCGCCCACAUUCGAGGGACGCUUUAAGCCGCCCCGGCUCCAUCGGGGCUGGCAGCUGCUCCAGGCGGUGGAUUUUGGACCAGCAUGUCCGCAGCCAGUGCGUUAUACAGGUGCCACCAAAGGUGUGAUGGACAUGGACGAGGAUUGCCUCUAUCUGAAUGUAUAUUCACCCAAGACUGGCGCUGGCGUUGCCCAAAAGUAUCCGGUUAUGGUUUAUCUGCACGGCGGCGAAUUUGUGCGUGGCGCCUCCAAUUUGUUCCAGGGCCAUAUCCUGGCCUCAUUCUAUGAUGUGGUCGUGGUUACGCUUAACUAUCGACUGGGUGCCUUGGGUUUCCUUUCCACAGCGGAUGAGAAUUCGCCGGGCAACUAUGGCAUCUUGGAUCAGGCAAUGGCACUCAAAUGGGUCUACGAUAAUAUUGAGUUCUUCAAUGGGGACCGUGAAUCCAUAACGUUGUUUGGUCCAGGUGCUGGAGCCGCCUCCGCUGGUCUCCUGAUGGUCGCGCCACAGACCCGGAACAUUGUGAAGCGGGUGAUAGCGCAAUCGGGAUCAGCUUUGGCCGAUUGGGCGUUCAUCCAGGACAAAUAUAGAGCGCAGAAUACGAGCCGUGUGCUGGGACAAGUGUUGGGCUGCUCCAUGGAUUCGUCGUGGAAGCUGGUCAACUGUCUGCGCACCGGACGCAGCUUCUAUGAGCUGGGCAAUGCAGAGUUCUCACCGCAGGUCGGCAGCUUCCCUUGGGGUCCGGUGCUGGAUCACAAUUUCACGCUGCCCGGCGACGACUGGUACGAGGGCUGGCGGGAGAAGGAUUGGCGCUUCCUUACACAAACACCCGAGACUCUGAUACGUGCCGGCCGAUUUAAUCGGAAUAUUCAGUAUAUGACGGGCGUCACCACGCAGGAGGCCGCCUUCUUUGUCGCCCAGAACGAAUCGCUGGCGCCGUAUUAUGAGCUGGAUGGUCGCUUCUUCGAGCAGAAGGUGCGGGAGCAUGUCUUCCGCUACAACUACACCCUCAAUCCCAAUGGCGUCUACGAGGCCAUCAAGUACAUGUACACCUUCUGGCCGGAUCCCAACAACAAUACCAUCAUACGCGAUCAGUACAUCAACAUGUUGAGCGAUCUCUACUAUCGGGCGCCAGUUGAUCAAAUGGUCAAGCUGCUGCUCGAGCAAAAGGUGCCCGUCUUUAUGUAUGUGCUAAACACAACUGUGGAGGCACUAAAUUUGCCCCAGUGGCGCAAAUAUCCACACGAUACGGAGCAUUACUUUUUGACUGGUGCCCCCUUUAUGGAUACGGAAUUCUUUCCCAAGAAGGAGCAUCUGCAACGCAACAUGUGGACGGACAACGAUCGCAAUAUGAGUCACUUCUUUAUGCAGACCUAUUCAAACUUUGCCAGAUACGGCAAUCCGACGCCACAGCAAGUACUGGGAAUGCAUUUCCAGCGUGCCUAUCAGGGAGAGAUUCGUUACCUGAACAUCAAUACCACAUACAACUCCUCCAUAUUGCUGAACUAUCGGCAAACGGAGAGCGCCUUCUGGACACAAUACUUGCCAACAGUUAUUGGUGUUCUAGUGCCGACAUAUCCGCCGACCACAGAGUACUGGUGGGAGCCCAAGGAGCCAUUGCAGAUUGCCUUCUGGAGCAUGUCGGUUGCGUGCUUCUUUCUCAUCGUGCUCGUCGUCAUCUGUUGCAUUAUGUGGCGCAAUGCGAAGCGGCAAUCGGAUCGAUUCUAUGACGAGGAUGUUUUCAUCAAUGGCGAGGGCAUGGAACCCGAGCCAGAUCCACGUGGAGUGGACAAUGCGCACAUGGUGACCAAUCAUCAUGCGAUGCGCUCGCGGGACAACAUCUACGAGUACAGGGACUCGCCAUCGACUAAAACGCUGGCCAGCAAAGUACACACGGAUACCACAUCGCUGCGCUCGCCCAGCUCUCUGGCCAUGACUCAAAAGUCGAGCAGUCAGGCCUCCAUUAAGUCGGGCAUCUCGCUCAAGGAGACCAACGGCAGUCUGGUCAAAUCGGAACGUGCCGCAACGCCGCGCUCCCAGGUGAAUGGAACGGUGUCGAGCAAAGCACCGCCCGUCGAAGAGAAGCGACUGCUGCAGCCCAUCUCGAGUACGCCGGUGGCACAGCUGCAGUCAGAGCCAACGAAGCGAACACCAACCGCCAGCAGUGUGGCGAGCAGCAGUCGGAGCACUACACCAGUACCCUCGGCACGCACCACAACGACGACGGCGACGCUGACAACGCAGCCGGCUGCCCAGCCACGACGCACGCAGCUGGUGGAGGGGGUGCCACAGACGUCUGUCUAAGUAACCGCUCUCUAAGUGCGCGAUGCGCUUAGGGAGUGAUCCGCAUAAGCCUCGGAAAUGAACAACAAUCAUUUAGCCAAGCAUUUAAAUUGGGCUCCGUUAUGCUGGAGGACAUCUGCCUUACUUGUUGGCAUUCCAGGAGCGCCCGCAACGUUCGGUUCUUUUUAAGUUGUUUAAUUUCCCUAGUUUUACAUUUAGUAUUUAUAAUUUGUGUCUACACAGAUCUAAGAGAUCUCUAGAGUCCCUAAGUGUAACUAACUUUAUUUGUAAAAAAAAAAAAAAAGAACUUUUUUUUCAAUUUUAUUUUGUAAGUUUGAAAACCCAACGAAUACGAAUCCAUAUCAAUGACAUUCCAUAGAAUAGUUUGCGCCUUUUUGGCAUUGACACGCCUCUUUUUGAGGCGAGGCCUUUGCGUGUAUAUAUACAUAUAUUAAAAUAUCUACGUUAAGUUAGUGAUUUUAAAAUUCAAACUAAUUUUUGUAUUCUGUAAAAAACGAUUUUUAGCCCGCUGACUUUCGAUCAACUGAUUAGGAAAAGUUAUAAAAUAAU